Rhododendron vialii is the source of this 4090-nucleotide messenger RNA. RefSeq names its product exocyst complex component SEC8. The record is from RefSeq and is a predicted model, not a curated record. Bases 490 to 3720 code for a protein of 1076 amino acids. The transcript is spliced from 27 exons. Gene Ontology annotation, cellular component: exocyst. Gene Ontology annotation, biological process: exocytosis; Golgi to plasma membrane transport. NCBI's taxonomy places the organism in Eukaryota, Viridiplantae, Streptophyta, Magnoliopsida, Ericales, Ericaceae.
UUGUAUUCGAUUUUUUGCCAACAAAACAAAAUCCACGAGUCCGGUCUGGCCCUAGAGAGAGAGAGAGAGAGAGAGAGAGAGAGAGGGAGGGGUCACCGGAAAAGUGAUGGUGUUGCAAACAGACGAGAUCAAUUCGGCCGGAGGUUAAGGGGAGAAGACAAAGCUGUUCAAAGAAAAGAGGGAGAAGACAUAGGCGAGAUUGGGUGCGGCUUAGCCUUUUAGUUUUUGGUGUGACAUACACGUGUCUUUGUUUGAGGAUUGGGACAGGCAGACUCGGACAGAAGAUCCCGUAGUUCACCGUAGUUCUUCUUCUCCUUCUCUCCCCCCCUCUCCCUCUCUCUCUCCCGAUCCAUCCUCCUCACCAGCUUCAUCUGUCUCAAUUCCUUCCUCAUUGGGAACAAACGCUGAUUCGGAUUGACUGGUACUCGCACAGAUCCAACUCACCCCAUAUCUCCGUUACACGACUUCCGGCGAGCCGAUUGGUUGGAUAUGGGAUUCUUCGACGGGUUACCAAUUUCCCGAGAAAAAGCGUAUUUGAGGGAAGAGCUUUCGAGGAUAGAUGAGAGCUGGUCUGCUGCCCGUUUCGAUUCUUUACCUCACGUUGUCCAUAUUUUGACAUCAAAAGACCGGGAAGGCGAAGUCCAAGUUUUGAAGGAGCAGAGCGAUGUUGUUGAGGAAGUUGUGGACGAAGUGGUGCAUGCUUAUCAUAGUGGCUUCAACAAAGCAAUUCAAAAUUAUUCCCAGAUUUUGAGGUUAUUUAGCGAAUCUGCCGAAAGUGUAGCUGUCUUAAAGGUUGAUUUGGCUGAGGCAAAGAAGGUUCUUGGUGCCCGUAACAAGCAGUUACAUCAGUUAUGGUACCGGUCAGUUACUUUGCGUCACAUAAUCUCCCUGUUAGAUCAAAUUGAGGGAAUAGCAAAGGUUCCAGCUCGUAUUGAGCAACUCAUUGCUGAGAAGCAGCUAUAUGCAGCUGUACAAUUACAUGUUCAAUCAACAUUGAUGCUUGAGAGGGAGGGUCUUCAGACGGUUGGUGCUCUUCAAGAUGUUCGGUCUGAAUUGACAAAGUUGAGAGGAGUACUAUUCUAUAAAGUUUUGGAGGAUUUGCAUGCUCAUCUUUACAAUAAGGGUGAAUACAGCAUAGUGUCCUCAAGAAUAAAUGAAAGGGAUGAUGAAGUGCCGACUACCACAGCUGUUACAUUUUCAAUAAACAAUUCACAACCUUUCUCUCGAAGAACCCGGUUACUCAAAGUUGACAAUCAGAAUGGUUCUUAUGGAGAUGGAUCUUAUAGGCCUAGUUCUGUUGAUGGAAGUUCAUCAUUUGAUGGCCGUGAUGAAGAUGGUGCCAUGGAAAUACACGAUGAAGCUACAUUAGAUGAGCAUACUGCAGCAAUAAGGGUCAAUGGUGGUGAUAAUACUCCGAAGGAUGUGAAAAUUGUUUCUCGUCAAACCCCAACUUGGCUUUCAUAUUCCACCCCGGAUGAAUUUGUUGAAGCAAUGAGAAAGAGUGAUGCUCCACUUAAUGUGAAGUAUUCACAGACAAUGGUGGAGUGCCUCUGCAUGCUUGGGAAAGUUGCAGCAGCCGGUGCUAUGAUAUGCCAGAGAUUGCGUCCCACAAUUCAUGAUAUCAUCACCGCAAAGAUUAAAGGUCAUGCAGAGCGUGUUAAUUAUUCAAGGGCUGGUGUUGGUCAGGCUGCAGAAACUACGACUACUGGUCUGCAUUAUUUAAAAGGACAGUUGGAGAGCUUCCAGUUGUCAAAGCAGAAGCGUCAGAAUGGAAUAUCAUUGGCUGGAAUGCUAUUGGCAGUAAGCCCAGUCUCACCUGUGAUGGCUCCUAUGGGAACAGCACAGGCUGCGGCAAAGGAACUUCUUAAUUUGAUUUUGGACACCGUUGUUCGGAUAUUUGAGAACCAUGUUAUUGUUGGGGAGCUUCUAGAAUCAAAAUCCUCUCAGCAAGUUGACAUGAACACACCAAAGUCAAUGGCGGAGAUAAAUUGGAACCCUGAUGCUGAAGCGUCACGAGAUACUGGAGGCUACAGUAUUGGCUUUACCUUGACAGUUUUGCAGAGUGAAUGCCAACAACUCAUAUGUGAGAUUAUGCGAGCAACUCCUGAAGCUGCAUCUGCAGAUGCUGCUGUUCAAACGGCUAGACUUGCCAAGAAAGGUCCUUCGAAGGGAAAGAGGGAUGGGUCCGAGGAUGGUCUUACCUUUGCUUUUCGCUUAACAGAUGCUACCAUAUCUAUUCCUAACCAAGGGGCUGAUCUUAUUCGCCAAGGGUGGAGCAGAAGGGGUCCAAAUGUACUCCAAGAAGGUUAUGGAACUGCAGCUGUCUUACCUGAGCAAGGCAUAUAUCUAGCAGCAUCUGUUUACCGACCAGUUCUACAGUUCACAGAUAAGGUUGCUUCAAUGCUGCCACAGAAGUAUUCCCAACUUGGGAAUGAUGGAUUGCUGGCAUUUGUAGAGAAUUUUGUUAAAGAUCAUUUCUUGCCAACAAUGUUUGUAGAUUACAGAAAAGGCGUGCAGCAAGCUAUAUCAAGUCCAGCUGCAUUUCGCCCGCGAGCACAUGCAGCUGCUACUUAUACUCAAUCGAUUGAAAAGGGGCGACCUGUCUUACAAGGACUGCUGGCUAUAGAUUUCCUAGCAAAAGAGGUUCUUGGUUGGGCUCAAGCAAUGCCUAAAUUUGCUAGUGAUCUUGUGAAGUACGUGCAGACUUUCCUUGAACGAACGUAUGAAAGAUGCCGGACUUCAUACAUGGAGGCGGUUCUUGAGAAACAAAGUUAUAUGCUCAUUGGGAGGCAUGAUAUUGAGAAUCUAAUGGGACUUGAUCCAGCCAGCGCAUGUUUACCAAAUUCUCUUGGCCCACCUAACGUGGAAAACAAUGCUUCUGAUGCUGAAGGUGUUGAGGUUGAAUUGGAAAUGAGUGACUUGUUAAUGAAUUUGCGGCCAAUCAAGCAGGAGAAUUUAAUUCGUGAUGAUAACAAGCUCAUAUUGUUAGCUUCCUUGAGUGAUUCAUUGGAGUAUGUUGCCGACUCAAUUGAAAGGCUGGGAAAAGCAUGUACAAGAGCAGCUAACCAAGUAGAAGAAAAUAACAAUCAGAAAAAUCCGCAUCAUGCUCGAAUGAGUAGUGCACCUCCAAAAGAUCUGGUAUCAUUCGCAGAAGAAUAUAGAAAGCUGGCAAUAGAUUGCCUUAAGGUUUUGCGUGUAGAGAUGCAGUUGGAGACAAUUUUUAACUUGCAGGAAAUGACAAACAGAGAAUACUUAGAGGACCAAGAUGCUGAGGAACCGGAUGAUUUUAUUAUUUCAUUAACUGCACAGAUAACACGCAGGGAUGAGCAGAUGGCCCCUUUCGUUGCGGGGAUAAAGCGGAAUUAUAUAUUUGGUGGAAUAUGUAGUGUUGCAGCAAAUGUAUCCAUCAAGGCUUUGGCUGAUAUGAAAUCCAUCAACCUUUUUGGAGUUCAGCAAAUAUGUCGGAAUUCAAUUGCCUUGGAACAGGCACUGGCUGCUAUCUCAUCUAUUGACGGUGAAGCUGUACAAUUGAGGUUGGAUCGUGUACGGACUUACUAUGAACUGUUAAACAUGCCAUUUGAAGCCUUGCUUGCAUUCAUUAUAGAGCAUGAACACUUGUUCACAGCUGCAGAGUAUAGUAGUCUUUUAAAGGCCCAGGUCCCAGGAAGAGACAUCCCUGCGGACGCACAAGAUCGGGUGACACAAAUUUUAUCCCAUUAGCUCUCUCAAUGACAAGUUCUGGGACUUGUCUCAGAAGCCAUCCCAUUGUAAGUUGCAACUAUUUUGCUAGUCACCAGGUUCUGGUAAAUUUUUGUCCAUUCUUUGGGAUCUACGAAACCUUACGUUUUGGUGGUUGUAGGAACAGAUCAAGAGUGCAUAUUGUAAAUUUCUUAUGGCGAUUCUUUACUUGUAAAAUGUGUCAAUAAUGUGAAACAUAUUAUUUUAUCCUGUAAUUCCAAAGGUGUAAAGCAGCUUGGAAUGCAAUACUAAUGUUAUUGGGUGUUGUAAAUGCCAAAGCGGCAAGUGCUUUGUGUUGACGUACUGUUUGUGAUAAUGGAUAUAAAACUAUAUUGAGAGGUCAUUGGCAUUA